CGAAGCCCUGUUACUGGUCGCGGUCAAUACAUUCGACUCUGCUAAUUUACACAUCACUUUCGAGCGCGUCUGUUGCAAAGCCGUUAAACUCUCCGUUUCUUCGCCACAGCACUUCCUUUUCUUCAGAGGGUUUUCAGAAGUAUUGAUACACAACCACGACAUGGCUGACAUGGCUGACGCUCCUGCUGCACUGAAAAAAGUUAGGGAUGCUUGUAAAAAGAGAGGGGCGACCGGAGCUAAAGGACUUGGAAGAGCUUUUCGAAUCUAUGAUGAUGACCAUAACCUCACUCUGGACUUUGAUGAGUUCAAAACAGGUCUAGAAGACUAUGGAGUUUCACUAACACCCGAGGAAGUCAAGGAACUGUUUAACUAUUUUGACAAAGACAACGAAGGGACAAUUAAUAUUGAUGAAUUCAUUCUGGCAUUCAGGAAACCUUUAUCAGGAAGUAGACUCAAAGUGGUUGAAAUGGCAUUUAAGAAAGCUGACAGAACUGGUGAUGGUGUGAUCGACCAUACUGAUAUGAAGAAGGUUUACAAUGCUCGAGAACAUCCCAAAUACAAAAAUGGUGAACGGACUGAAAAAGAGGUAUUUGAGGAGUUUCUAAAUAACUUUGAGCCAGACUCAACAAGAGACGGAAAGGUCACAAAGAAGGAGUUUUUAGAGUACUAUGCUUGCUUAGGAGCAAAUAUCGACAAUGAUGCCUACUUUGAUCUGAUGGUCAGAAAUGCAUGGAAAAUAUAGUUAAUGUUGUCUUGUUCUACUGUUUGUUUAAAGUUUCAUUUAUCCAAUUUUUGGUUGAUCUUGAGCCAGUCAGUCUUUCAAAUGACUUACAGAACAUGAAAGGUAUAUGAAAUGUGAUGCAAAUUCUCAAACAGAUUAUAAAAUUGAGGUGGCCAUUUGAAUCUGAAUGUCUUGAAAGCAGUUACAAUUUGCAGUAUGGUGAGUUGUAUAUUAGUACCCAUAAGUGACAAAUUAUAAUAUUUUGUCAUCAUUGCUGUUGGGAUCCAUUACAAACACUUUCAUAACAUUGUAAGGACUAGUUUUAGAGUGGCCUUGUACCCUUCAAGGAUUUAAGGACCUGAUUUAGUUGUGUUCAUGGUUAGGAGUUUGAUGCAUUAAUCACAUUUAUGGCAGCAAAUGAAACUAGGGGUGUUCGAUACUUUACAAGUUAUUUGUUAUAAUUCUCAGUGCAGUUAAAGAUUAUUUACACAAUUAAUUUUGUUAUUGAAAUGUACUUAGCAUUUUUAAGAGUUAGACAGUAACAUACAGGACUUGACACCAACUUUUCAACUUACUAGUCAAGUGGCUUGUGACAAAGUAGAUGUUACAACAAUUUCUGUUUGUUUACCAGCCAAACUGGCUAGUGGAAAUCAAAAACCACUGGCCAAAAUGGAAUUUCUACUAGUCCAUGGCUAGAUGGCUACCGUUAGUGUUGAGCCCUGAACAUAAAGUAUAUUGCAUUACGCUUGAAUGUUGUCUGUAACUGUUAAAUUUAACUUUGUAACUGCUUUUUAGUAAAUGAAACUUGAUACUUGGUUACCAUUUUAAUGUUUUUAAUAGAUAUGAGCAUUUUAUUACAUACAGAAAGAGUAGUAAUGAUUUUUCAUGUUUUAACUGGAUGAAUAAACGUGACACGUUAAACAAAAGUGAA
This is a messenger RNA of Stylophora pistillata, 1652 nucleotides long. RefSeq names its product calcyphosin-like protein. Lineage: Eukaryota; Metazoa; Cnidaria; Anthozoa; Scleractinia; Pocilloporidae. Gene Ontology annotation, molecular function: calcium ion binding. The record is from RefSeq and is a predicted model, not a curated record.